CGGAAGACUUCUGAAUCAAUCAAAAUGAGUGGCCGUGGAAAGGGAGGUAAAGGACUCGGCAAAGGGGGCGCCAAGCGUCACCGUAAAGUCCUCCGUGAUAACAUCCAGGGCAUCACCAAGCCCGCUAUCCGCCGUCUGGCUCGCCGUGGCGGAGUGAAGCGUAUCUCCGGUCUGAUCUACGAGGAGACCCGCGGUGUGCUCAAGGUGUUCCUGGAGAACGUGAUCCGUGAUGCCGUCACCUACACCGAGCAUGCUAAGAGAAAGACCGUCACCGCCAUGGAUGUGGUCUACGCUCUGAAGAGACAGGGCCGCACUCUGUACGGCUUCGGCGGUUAAACUCACACCUCAAACAACAACAACCCAACGGCUCUUUUAAGAGCCACCCACUUCCACUAAA
Molecule: messenger RNA, 397 nt
Organism: Labrus mixtus (cuckoo wrasse)
Lineage: Eukaryota; Metazoa; Chordata; Actinopteri; Labriformes; Labridae
Product: histone H4
Exons: 1
Coding region: 25-336 (103 amino acids)
Biological process (GO): nucleosome assembly
Cellular component (GO): nucleosome
Molecular function (GO): protein heterodimerization activity; structural constituent of chromatin; DNA binding
Source: RefSeq, a predicted model, not a curated record